GUUGGGUCACUGCUUUGUUCAAAAGGUACUGCUUCUGUUUCUCCCAAAAGAAUCAUGGCUGAGUCUAGUUUCCCUUUACCGCCAGAAGCGAUUUGCCCUCUUUGUGAGGAUGGACAAAGAGACCCGGUCACCAUCCCAUGUGGGGACACUUACUGUUUGGAAUGUAUCAAGAUUUACUGGGAUCAGUUUGACCACAUGGGAGUGUACAGCUGCCCCCAGUGUAGAGCCACCUUCACGCCAAGGCCCGUGCUGAAACGCAAUCUACCGGAAGUCUACUUGGAGCCCCGCCGCUUGUUUCAAGAGCUCAUGCCUUUCCCCUACAUGCACAAGGAGUCCUUUUGUGAUUUCUGCGUGGGUCGGCGCAACAAGGCGGUGAAAUCCUGCCUCGUGUGCCUGGCGUACUAUUGUGAAACGCACGUGAAGCCGCAUUACGAGUCGUCUACCUUCAAGCGGCACAAGUUGGUGGACGAAACUGGCCACCUGGACAGGAAGAUCUGCCCACAGCACGAGAAGGGCUUAGAGCUGUUCUGCCGCUCGGAUCAAAUGUGCAUAUGUGUCUUGUGUACUGUUCGAGAGCACCGCAGCCACAACAUCACCUCUGCAGAGGAGGAACGUAUCGAGAAGCAGAAGGUGCUGGUGGUGACACAGUCUGAGGUUCAACACAUCAUUCAGGACAGGAUGAAAGAGCUACAGGAGCUCAAACACAAUGUGAAUGUUCUCAAAAGCAGUGCCCAGCGAGCCCAGACCGAGAGUGAUAAGACUUUCCACGAGAUGCUGCAGGCGGUGGAGCGCUGGAAGGCUGAAAUCCAUCAGUUGAUUACAGCCAACAUGCAGGCAGCUAUGUCACAAGCUGACGGCUAUGUGGAGCGUCUGGAACAAGAGAUACUCGAGCUGCAGCGAAGAGAUGCUGAGCUGAGGCACAUUCUGGAAACAGAAGACAACAUUCACUUUCUGCAGAAUUUUCCAACCCUGUGUGUUGCCCCGGAAGCCAUGGUACCCAAAGUGCUCAUCAAUCCCCAGUUUGCGUUCAGCGAGAUGAGCAAAACAGCCUCAGAAAUGAAGGAACAUCUGGAUGAUAUCUGUAAAAAUGAACUCAUUAAAAUCUCCAAAACAGUAGGGGAAACACCUGUGUACAUCCUUUUCCCAAGAAAUGGAGACAAACGGCUCACAGUCCCAAACGGAAUGGAUGUCCAGGAGCCAAAAACAAGAUCAGACUUCUUGAAAUACUUCAAGAAGAUGACAUUCGAUCCAAAUACAACCUAUAAGGAGCUGGUCUUGUCAGAUGGGUACCAGAGGGUCACCAGAAAAAAAACAAUUCAGUUUUAUCCCGAUCAUCCCGAGCGCUUCGAUGGCUUCUCCCAAGUGCUGUGCAAGGAGCCGCUUACAGGUUUCAGAUUUUACUGGGAAGCCGAGUGGAGCGGCGAGUUUUCCCUCGGAGUGGCCUAUAAAAGCAUCAGUCGAAAGGGGAAAAACUCUCACAGUCUGCUGGGUUAUAACAGCAAGUCCUGGAGUCUGCUCUGCUCGGACUCCGGAUAUUCUGCCUGGCACAACAAAGCGGACCGUGACCUUGCAGGUGCUCCUCAGGCGUCACGAAUUGGGGUCUACCUGGAUUACGCUGGCAACACUUUGGCAUUUUACGCCGUCUCAGAAAGAAUGGAACUCAUCCAUCGAUUUAAAGCUCAGUUCAGCGAGCCAUUGUACGCAGGCUUUGGUGUGGGCUCCUCAGUUACACUUUCUCAACUUAAACAUAAUCCUACAUCUUAGCAAGAUACCAAAAUAUUCAUUUGAUAUUGGGCAGCGCCUGCUGUUUUAUUGUUGAGGUGUAUAAAUAUAAAUAAAAGAUAAAAGUCGUGAGCCGGGGAUCAGAUAAAUAAUUAAGUACGCGAGAUGCAACUGAUGUGGUAAACAGACUAGUUGAUUGGGCGACGAGGUGGUGGCGUCCGCUGGCUUAUGAAGAUGGCUGAUUGUCAUUGCCAGCAGCUGUGGCCGCUCCACCCGUCUGGCGUCCAACCUGCAAAUCAAUAAAAACACUCACACCUGCCCAAGGUGGGCCAGGGCUCAGGAGGGAGGGGCUGAGGCCCUAACAACCAUUCACAGCCAGUCUUCCUGGUAAAUGAAUUGCAUGUCUAUCGCCAUCAAUAAAAUGCAAAAAUAAUAAUUCCACUUCUACUUCAAUAACUAGUUUUAUUUGAGUGUAUAAUUUAGCUUGUAUUUAUUUCAAUUUCGUUAAUUCAUUUCUUAUUAACAUUGCAUAAAUUACUAUGUGCAUUAUUAUUAUUAAUUAGGUACGUUAUCUUUUUAGUGAAUGAAUGCCUCUAGUGCCCUCCAUGGGGGUCUGUUAGGGACAUACAGAUACAGUGCAUCACAAAAGUGAGUACACCCCUCGCAUUUCUGCAGAUAUGUAUCUUUUCAUGGCAAAAUGACACUUGACACAAUGAAAAGUAGUAGUAGCCUAUGGUGAAUCAACUUAAUUAGUUGCGCACUCCCCACAGUACACGUUUUUGUUGACGAAUAUUUUCCUGGGCUAAAUUUUGUUCCAUGUAAUCAUAUUUAUUACUUUGGAUAAUUCAAAGGAGCUAUUGAGAAGUAUUUUGGAAUUGGAGGUGGAGUGCCGUCCUCUUCACAAAAUGAUGAUUUCCCCAAAUGUACAAUUCAAGGUAAUGCUUGGCAAUGUUGUGUACAUAGUUAUGAGAUCAAGAAUCAAGAAAGAUGCACAUUAAGUUACAAUUUUAAUACAUUAUACAAAAAUAUGGGCCCCUUGGCAUUAUUUUGCUUAAGGCCCCCAAAUGGCCCUGACUGUAAUUCAGGAAUACCUUUCGCGCAAACUUGUCAAACAUUCAAAUGGAUACUAGUUAAACUUUCUCAAACACUAUAGCAGAGUCUCCAAGGUACUUCCACUUUACUUCCUGCUUUCUGCUCGCGACUUCCGUUUUCACAUUAUUUAACAUUAACAGCAAUGACGCUGGAGUGGCAUCACUCACUAAAAACCCUGAAAAAGACUAUUCGGGAAAAACCGCAUCCUUCUGCCAUCUCGACAUGGGAAGACAACAAAGAAAUAGCCGAGGGUGACCACAAGUAAAAUAAUAACAUAUUUUAUUGACUAUAUGGCAGUAGAUGGAAACCGGAAAAGCUCCGAGGCAUUCCAGUACCUUCACAGGCACAAAGUGUUGGAGGUGUCCUCAUACACGGACAUGGAAAUUUUGUCAUCAUGAAGGCGGAUGUGGAACCAAGUGCCUCAGUGCUCCGUACAACAAAGCAUGGGUGCUUGUAACAAAGACGUCGAAACUGCAGGCUGUACAUGUUUAGCGGGCAUUCGUGUAGUCAUGCUGCCGCUGUGUUAUGGAAGGUACUGUAAUGUUCUCCAAAAAUACGAAACCUAAAAUCUGGCGCAUGAAACAACUUGCUGCCUUUGCUAUUGGUAUUACGAUGAUGAUUGUAAUUAUGAAAUUUAAUAUUUUUUCACUACAACUAAUGCUGCUGCUGUAACUGCUACUACAACAACACAACCAAAGUUUCGGGAUAGGAUGUUCCUCGGUGGGUAUCUUAUCAACCAAGUGAUAAGAACAAAAAUACCAUCUUUUAGGUGGAGCUUUUAAGUUUAGCGAAGCGAUCCACAUUCUUGAAAUACUGUCUGCUGGUUUCUGGUAAGGUGUAUGGUGGAGUACAUCCACGGUGGCGCUUUGUAGCUUGUCAGUGAUAAAAACAUUUCAUUUCAAACCAUACUGUAUAUUUAGCCGCUUCCAGGAGUGCGUACAGCACAGAAAGUCCCGGACUCUUGUUUACGUUGUGCUAAAUUCAUUUUUGGAGCAUCAGUGGGUUCCUUUCAUUUGAUUAUGACUUUGUCAACACAUUGCUAACUGUUGUUGCUAACUAUGUUUUGUCUAAACCGAACGUUCGGAGCAGAAGAUGGCGCUGCCCAUGUUUCGCUCAGGAAACUUGUCUAUACUCUGGGUGCCAUAGACUGUGCUAGACGUCCAAUCCAUUUUGACUGGGAAAGGCUGGCAACGAGUGCUCGGACAUCUAGUGCUGUCAUUAUUAGGGAUGGGAAUCGAAAUCCGAUUCCAAUUCCGAACCGGUUCCUAGUGUUUCGAGGCCUCGACAUCACAAUGAAAAAAGCCUUAACGAUCCCUUUAACGAUUCCUCAAGACGCAUAUUGCGUCGUGACUGUCUUGUUGUUCAGACGCAUCAAACUAGCAUGGCGCCAAGAACCACCCGCUCCAAAGUUUGGCUACACUUCACCAGGAAAGAGGGUGAAAAUGAAAGGUUACGAUGGUUUAGCACGAGCAUUGCAGCCGUAAACAUAACAAUGACAGCACGUAGGUUCAAACGCUCGAAAGUGUGUCUUCACUUCACGAGGAAAAAUUACAACAAAACGACUUGCAGUCAUUGCAAGGUCGAGAUAACUGCAUAGGGGGGGAAGAUGGAGCUAACUGCAUCAGGAGGGAAUAGACUGCACUGUCCUCACCGAGACAACUAUACAGCUAGCUAAACUCCAAAAUAAUGAUACAGAAGAUGUUGGUAUAAUUUGCUGAUUUUAUUCAACCAUCACUUUAAGAGUGAAACUAAAAAUAGAAAUGGAACAAAUCAAUUUCGUCCCCAAUAACAAACAGGUUUGCAUCAACGUAAAUCAGCGAUGAUUAGCUGCUAAUACAGUAAUAACAAAACAGUUAGCAUGUGUUCGCUAGCAUUAGCACAUCGUUCAAACCACUACACAACUGGAUUUAAGUGUCCGAUCGCGAGUGGAAACACACAACAACAACAACACAAAAGAUGAUACAUACAGGUGUUGCCUCGGUAGAUAUUUUACAAACAUUAACAAAGAACGUAGGGUCGUAGCAGUGCUUCCCUCUCUCACUAACUCGCUCACUCGCUUGGAUGCGGCAUUUCUUCUUCUUCGCGUGUAAGCACGCUCUUCUUCACGUGAACGCGUUCAUCUUCGCGUGAGGAAGCGCAAGGGCGCCCCCACUUGAGCGUGAAAGCACCAUAAAAACUAAAAGGCAUGCAUUUCAAUAUACUGGUAAAUAAUACACUAACAGGGGUCCCCGAAAUAUGGCCCGCCUCGACAUUUUGUCCGGCCCCCUGAACAAUACCAGAGAGCAUUUAGAAAAAAAAAAAUUUUCUCAAUAUUGUUUUUUAUUUUCUGGCCUUUUUCUGUAAAGAACUCAGAGAGGGUUAUUUGGUUAUUAUCUAUUUGAUUAAUAGUGUUAUUAUUAUUUAUUAUUAUUAUUAUUAUAUUAUAUUAAUAUUUUUAUUUUAUUUACUUUUGUUCCGUGAAGAACCCAGAAAGGGUUAUUUGAUUGUGCUUUCUGAAAAACAAUAUUUUUUUUUUUACAUUUAGGCACUCCUGCAAUCGUCACACUUUUUCUGUUACAAACUGACCCCAGCCCCUCAUCAGAGAAGGGAAAAGUUAUGUGGCCCUCACAGGAAAAAGUUUGGGGACCCCUGCAAGUUUAACACAUAUUGCCAACGGCAGACCAACGGCCUAUGUGCCAAUAUGUACCAAUAUUUUCUAUUUCCAUUAGAAAAAUGUUUCAGUGAAAUGUUACACAUUCUUGUGCAUUUGCCACUUAUUGCCACAGUUAAAUAUUAAGGCUUUGGGCCUCUUUUGACCUCGUUGUGAGUUUGUAAGGUUGUGACUUCUGAUUAAACAAACUCGAUGCCAAUCAAAA
Messenger RNA from Corythoichthys intestinalis (scribbled pipefish), 5669 nucleotides. It is a transcript of the gene ftr84, whose product is annotated as finTRIM family, member 84. Gene Ontology annotation, molecular function: protein binding; zinc ion binding. The transcript has 7 exons. The record is from RefSeq and is a predicted model, not a curated record. The coding region runs from base 55 to 1764 and encodes 569 amino acids. NCBI's taxonomy places the organism in Eukaryota, Metazoa, Chordata, Actinopteri, Syngnathiformes, Syngnathidae.